AUGUCCCCUUGGACACAUAUGCAAAAGAAGAGACACCAUCUGGAGUCUGCUCACAACCCAUCACUGUUUUCAAAUAAUCACUAUUACCAUUUUCUGUUUAAGGGGUGUGAUGGACCUAUAGUAGCCUUCACCGUUCUUCACAAUGUUAACUGCAACCAUGGGUUUAUAUGUAUAACUUCAGAGGGUGCUCUGAAAAUAUGCCAGCUUCCAGCUUUAUCAUAUGACAAUUAUUGGCUUGUACAAAAGGUGCAUGCCCAUCAGUUCUCGAUUUUCUCUUCUCCGCAAGUCAAUUUGUAUGCUAUUAGUAAUAUGUGCCUAACUUGCUCAUGUGAGUUGCUUUUCUUUGUCUUUUGUAUGGUUGCUUUUACUCUCUCCAUUUGCUAUUGGGAGCACUGGCAGAUUGGGCUGAAGGGGACUCCACAUCAAGUUACCUAUUUUGCAGAGAAGAACUUGUACCCUGUUAUAGUUUAUGUUCCAGUGCUCAAGCCACUUAAUCAAGUGCUCUCAUCUCUUGUUGAUCAAGAAGUCGGAAAUCAGUUUGAGCAUGAUAAUAUUAAUAUGGAGGGGACAUAUCCCAUGGAAGAAUUUGAGGUUCGGAUUAUGGAACCAGAGAAAAUAAAUGGCCCCUGGCAGACUAGGGCUACUAUUCCUAUGCAAACUUCUGAAGACGCUCUUACUGUGCGAGUGGUGACGUUAUUUAACACCACUGCACAAAGAAAUGAGACACAUUUGGCAAUUGGAACUGCUUAUGUACAAGGAGAGGAUGUUGCAGCAAGAGGACGCAUUCUUUUAUAUUCUGUUGAAAGAAUCUCAGACAAUAUACAGGUGAAGGUUACAGAAGUUUAUUCCAAGGAGUUGAAGGGUGCUAUAUCAGCUCUUGCAUCACUUCAAGGCCAUUUACUACUUGUUUCAGGUCCUAAAAUUAUUCUGCACAAAUGGACAGGCUCUGAGUUGAACGGUGUUGCCUUUCAUGAUGUUUCACCUCUCUAUGUCAUGAGCUUAAACAUCGUAAGCGCCUCUUUAUUCUACAUGAAACAUGUGUAUAUAUCUUUGCUCCUUGACCCGAGGACGGAUAUAGAUGCAUAAACAGUGAACUCAUAAUUAUCUGGAAACAAAUCUCACUUGCUCUUCAAUCCAAGCAAUUCUAUCAUGUGCAUUUUGCUAUGUAGAGAGAGGUAGGUUAAUUCUAUCAUGUUACAGAAGGCAUGACUUGUCCUAUUUAUAAUUGCUUUAUUCCCAACUGAACAUCCUAGUCAUACUAGUCAUACUUGUUCAGUAUGGACAUCAAAAUCUUAAAUAUUUUCAACAUUAUUUUAUGGUGUUGCCAACAUCCUCGAAUUUCAAUUGCAAGGAAGCUGAAUGUUGGCAGUGUAAAAUUUUCAGUUG
Messenger RNA from Salvia splendens (bonfire salvia), 1386 nucleotides. Its product is annotated as cleavage and polyadenylation specificity factor subunit 1. Gene Ontology annotation, molecular function: nucleic acid binding; protein binding. Gene Ontology annotation, cellular component: nucleus. The record is from RefSeq and is a predicted model, not a curated record. The transcript has 5 exons. Bases 1 to 1086 code for a protein of 361 amino acids. NCBI's taxonomy places the organism in Eukaryota, Viridiplantae, Streptophyta, Magnoliopsida, Lamiales, Lamiaceae.